UACCCCCUUCACCCUAAAUCCCUUCCCCACACACAGCUGCACUGGGAGAACUGGAGAAGGGUGUUUGUGUGAUUUGGAAUAAGUUUGGCAGGAGAGUAGGUGUGGAGGGGAGAAUGAGGUUCAAUUCGAUAGUUGAGGAUAACACACCGUCUGAGAUUUGUCUGAAUCAUGAGCGGUUUCUUUGGUUCGUGGAUACAGGAUGACGCCCAACAUUACUUCUCCAACCCAUUCCCUAUCUACAGCCCCCAACUCUAGAGAUUGGAUUAGAGAUUUCUCAAGUAGAGAUGUGUCCCAGCUACUGCCCCCAGGGCAGAGACAUUGAGAGCAGCGCCAAGAGCUUGUGUGGGCAGCAGGGAACACGGCUGCAAGUGUAGAUGUAGAAGCUCUGAGAGAAGGCAGCAGGACACUCCAGUGGAUCCACAGCUGCGAUUCGGGGAGGACUUGGCACUCUUGCCGUCUGAGAACCCUGUGGAUUAUUUACUGCUUGGAAAGGAUAAGGAAAACUGAGUUGGCCUUAGAACAGCGACUUCACCAAGGCCCAGUGUUAGGCCAACCAGGAGCUUGCAUCUACUGUGGUCUCCAGCACAGACUGGUGUGUGACAGUUGAAUGACCUGAAAGGGAAGAAAAAGCACAUUUGAGUUUUUUAAAAAAAUAUUUACACAUAAAUUUCAGACUUGGCCAGAUCUGCGCCACUGCGUGCAGCAGGGGUUUGAUGGAAGCCCUCUCCCCGGGGGACAUGUCGAGUGCCAGCCUUCCCCCACUCCGUAACCUGCCCCAGUGGUCCCGGGUUGGGACAGUCCAGAGGAGCCGCUACCCCCGCUCCUUCUUCCAGGACAAUGUCAAGCAUCUACCCUUGUCGCCCAACGCAAAGACAACCAAAAGUGAGGUCCCGCACCAGCUCAGCCCCCUGUACGAGCAGCGGGACAUAGACCCAAACCUGCGGGUAGUUGCCCUGGAGAAGAAUCUCAAGUUCCUGCAGGAGCAGCACUCAGAAACUCUGGGCAAACUACACCAGGAAAUCGAACUGCUCAAACGGGCUAACCAAGAUCUCCAUUUCAAAAUGAUAAUGAAUCAGAGGCUGACCCCUCAAGAGGGGAGUUCACUAUGUGUUAGUCCAACUGGGUCAUUCUCAGAUACUGCUCAAUUGAGUUCCAGAGAUCAUUCUACAGGUAGAAAACAUGCUCAGAAAGGUAAUCAGCGCCGAGCUAUACAGCAAGAAGAUCGGGUCAAGGAGCAGAGAAUGGCACUGAAAGAGCCACAGAAGCACAACUCUGCUCGGCGAAAACUCUCCACAGAGGCAGCUAACAGGCGGACCAAUGGACCUGAAGCAUCACAGCAAUCCAGUUUGGUCUUACCUGUGCUGACUCUUCAACCAGAAUUAGAUGAGACACAGAUACUUGUUACAUCACUGACACCCCUUUUGAUCCAGAUAGAUCCUUCUGAAUCACCUCGAGCUCCAACAUUGCAGGAAUGUGCAAUCAUCGUCCGACACUUACACAAUACCAGCAGCUUACAGUCUCAGGAGCUCCUGCGUUUGAAGACGAGUUUGAAAGAUCUGCUAUACUCCAACAAAUGGACUCCGGAUGCCUACCUCCUUGCUAAGGCUUACCUAGCUGAUUUGAGCCAGGAACGGGAUGUUGUGCAGCUGCCCAAAGUGCCUUUGAAAGAACCACCAAAAAAACUACCUGAAACCAUGCUACCAACAGCGGACAGAGUCAUACUUCCUGCAUUGAAGCAUACAGUGGGAAACCGAGCCACAGAGAGACAGAGGCGACUGCAGGCCGUGCAGAAGAACCGCUGUCGGAAGGUUCUACUGUAGCACUCUGAGUCAGUGAGAGACUCUAGUGCACAGAAGCUCUAUGGCCACUAAAUUUAUAUCUGCACUUAAUAAUCUGAAGCACAUGCACUCUUGUGGACAUUGAUGUGAAUGGACUGACUGUGUGCAUUUGUUCUACAGGAGAACCUGCUUUACUAUGCAUUAAAAUAUUCCUUAAACUA
Messenger RNA from Rhincodon typus (whale shark), 1999 nucleotides. RefSeq lists its product as uncharacterized. NCBI's taxonomy places the organism in Eukaryota, Metazoa, Chordata, Chondrichthyes, Orectolobiformes, Rhincodontidae. The record is from RefSeq and is a predicted model, not a curated record. The transcript is spliced from 9 exons. Bases 714 to 1820 code for a protein of 368 amino acids.